Molecule: messenger RNA, 8915 nt
Organism: Sardina pilchardus (European sardine)
Lineage: Eukaryota; Metazoa; Chordata; Actinopteri; Clupeiformes; Clupeidae
Product: LIM and calponin homology domains-containing protein 1-like
Exons: 33
Coding region: 259-5928 (1889 amino acids)
Biological process (GO): positive regulation of stress fiber assembly; regulation of focal adhesion assembly
Cellular component (GO): stress fiber
Molecular function (GO): myosin II head/neck binding
Source: RefSeq, a predicted model, not a curated record
GGUAAGACCACGCAUGUUGGUAUUGCGGCUCCUGCGUUGAGUGGACGGGGACAAGUCCUUGGGACACUGAACGUGUUCUAUACACAACGGAGAGGAUACACCUGAAUUGAACUCUGGAAACAAUACCGAAACCUACGGAAGUUUAUUAGGUUACACCAUUUCAGGAUACUUCAACAGUGCGCCAACCUACCUCGUGUAGCCUACUGCUGCUACCCAUCAGAUCUAGUUGCAAACGAUACCCUCUGCUGUGUGUAGGCAAUGGCGAGCCCAGGGGCAGAUCACGGCCCUAAGAAUCAAGACCACAACGAACACCACGAAUCGACCCCCGAGCCUGCAUUCCAAGAAGCCCAGAAAUGGAUAGAGGCAGUGACGGGAAGAAGCUUCGGAGACAAAGACUUCCGUGGAGGGCUAGAGAACGGCAUUCUGCUGUGCGAGUUGCUGAGCUCCAUCAAACCAGGGCUUGUGAAGAAGAUCAACAGACUUCCUACUCCUAUAGCUGGACUGGAUAACCUGACUCUGUUCCUCAGAGGCUGUGAGGAGUUGGGCCUGAAAGGAUCACAGCUGUUUGACCCUGGGGAUCUUCAGGACACCUCCAUACGUGCUAACUUAACUGGCUCUGACUGCAGCAGGAAGCUGAAGAAUGUGUUGAUUACCAUAUACUGGCUUGGGAAGGCAGCCAACGGCUGUACCACAUACAGUGGCCCCACGCUGGACCUCAAGGAGUUUGAAGGGCUGCUGUCUCACCUGAGAAAGGAGUGUGAGGACACAGAGAGCCCUAAGCGCAGUAUCCGUGACAGUGGUUACAUCGACUGCUGGGACUCGGAGCGCAGCGAGUCCCUGUCCCCUCCGCGGCACUGCCGAGACGACUCCUUUGACAGCCUGGACUCGUACGGCUCGCGCUCGCAGCAGACGCCCUCCCCAGACGUCGUCCUCCGGGGCAACAGCGACGGCCGAGGCAGCGACUCCGAGGGCGACUCCCGGAAGCUUCCGGACGUGCGCAAGGACGACAUGCUGGCGCGGCGCACCUCCUACAACGAGCCGCGCGCGGCCGUGCCCUUCAACCAGUACCUGCCCAACAAGAGCAACCAGGGCGCCUACGUGCCCACGCCGCUGCGCAGGAAGAGGCCGGAGUGCGAGGAGGGCCGCAAGAGCUGGAGCAGCGCCACCUCGCCCGUCGGCGCCGAGCGCACUCACAGCCACCCUGAGCCCAUCCAGGAGGAGAGCCUGGCCCCCGAGGGGGAGCUGGACGAGGGGCAGGUGGGUGGUAAGUGCCCGGUCGGCUCCCUGCGGGAGGUGAGGGUGAGGGCAGUGCCACGGGGCAUGGGGCUCCCCAAGACCGUCACGUGGGCGCAGGACGGAGGAGCGGAGGAGGAGCAGGAGAACAGGCCGGAGAUGCAGGAGGAGGAGGAAGAGGAGAUGGAGGAGAGGAUGAGGAAGAUGAAGAGGCUGGAGAAAGCCGGGAUCAAAGUGCUGCCCGCGUCCGUACGCUACGGCAGUCCCAGAGAUGCGGCCGCAGAGAGCGACGGGGUCAAGCCCGCCUCGCCGGACAUCAUCCUCCGGUGCGAGAACGACUUCCUGCGGAACCAGCAGGCGCACGCCUGGGACUCGGACGAGGAGGAAGAGGAGGAGGACGCGGCGGGGGGCGAGAGGAAGGUGCCCGACGUGCGGCGGGACGACCUGGCGUCGCGGCGGGCGCGCAUGAACCGCGGACCCGCCCGAGGUGCCCACCACUUCCUGCCGGGCUCCUGCAGCCGGAGGGACCAGGAGAGGUGGGAGGCCCUCCGCCGCAAGUCCCAGCAGGCCAAAGACGACCUGGCCCGCCGGCGCGCCAAGAGCCGGCCCCAGAGGCACAGGGACCCCCUGCAGCCCCUGCUCCAGACCUCCAUGAGCCAGAGGGACAUGGAGCGGUGGCAGAGGCUGAAGCUCAACACAGAGGCCAGUGAGAAUGAGCCGCAAUCUCCACAAUCUCCUGAGGUGGCCAUCAUAACUCGAAAAGAGAACCCCUUCCUAAGCCCCCAGAGAAGAAGGGAAGGGGAGGAGGAGGAGGAGGAGAGGAAGAAGGGUCAGGGUGCGGAGGAAGAGGAAGAGGGCCGCAGCGAGGCGGUGCCUAACGUGCAGAAGGAUGACCUGGCCAAGAGGAGGGCCCAGAGGGGGCCCCGCCCGCACAGGGAGCCCGUGAACCCAUUGGUCCAGGCGUCCAUCACUCAGGCCGACAUGGAGAAGUGGCAGAGGCUAAAGAUGACCACGGAGGACAGCAGUGACUCCCCGCCAAUAUGUCAGGCCUGCAUUGAGAAAAUCUCCCAGCCUCCCGCUAUCUCCACGACGACGGCGGCCCAGGACGACCUGGCCAGUCGCCGCGCCCGCGGCCCCCGCCGCUCGCCGGGCAGCCGCCAGCAGCGCUUCGUGACGUUCGGUCCGGUGACGGAGAUGGACCAGAGGUGCUGGGAGCGCCUGAGCAUCGCUCGGCCAGGGCAGGGGGGCGACGAGGACGAGGAGGAGGAGGAGGAGGAGGAGGAAGGGGGGAAGGGCGAGAGAGACGAGUCCCAGACACUCCGACGCCUCCUCUCCGCCGCGCCCGUCGCCAUGCCAACCAUUGGGGCGAGCUCUCCGCUCCAAAAAAGGCUGGGCAGCCCUGACACUGCCAGUGACCCCACGGCAGCCUCGAGCGCACACACCUCCGUGCGCGACAUCGGCCGACCUUUGACCUCGGCCGAGCACGAGCAGCUGGACGAUUUGCUGGCGCAGUACGGCCGAAGGGUCCCGGACGAACGAGAAGAGGAGGGGCGAGAAGAAGAAGAGGAGGAGGAGAGACAGCCUGACGUGAGGAAGGACGACAUGCUGGCCCGCCGAACGGCCGCGCAGCAGAAGUCCGGCGGCGUCCAGGCCCACAACCGCUUCCUCCCCAUGCCAGGCGGCGCCAAGGCCCAGCCGCCUCGCGACGCCGCCCAGAACGGACAUGCCCAACGCAGGAUGGUGACCAUCGUGGGGAACCGCCCCAAGCCAGAGGCAGCCACCGAGUACUCAGAGUGGAACAUUAAGACCACCAGGAACUGGAUAGGACAGAGAACAGAGUCUCAGAAACAGGAGCCCAAGGUGUCCACUCCACCGGUCGCCACGGAGAUGCAAAAAGACCUUUACGUCGCCUCAUCGGUCGGCGCAGCUGGCCACAGACAGGGCAGCGUGGACAGAGCGUGCGGCGACGACUGGGACGAAGAAUACGACGACGACGGUCCGCUGCCAGACCCGGAGAAAGACGACAUGCUUGCGCGGAGGACAGGAGCACACCAAAAGGCUGUAGGGGGGACAGGGCAACGCUUUCUCCCUGUUCCAGGCACAGCCCGGUACAAAAGCACCCCUGCUGCCAGUGUGGGUCAGUCCCAGCAGAAGCCCAAGGACAGAUUCAGCCACAGAGCUGCUAGUGCAGCUGAUGAGCCAGAGAGCAUGAGCAUGUUUGACAUGCGCUGUGAGGAGGAGGCCAUCUUGCCGCCGCACAGCCAGUCGCGCCACGAGGACCUGGGCGACAACAAGGAGGACGAGUGGCAGGACGACCUGGCCCGUUGGAAGAACCGGAGGCGAAGUGCGUCUCAGGACCUCAUCAAGAAGGAGAACGAGAGGAAGAUGAUGGAGAAGAUGAUGAAGGAGGAGCACGCAUCUGCACUUCGGAGGAAGAGUAUCAAGACCUACAAGGAGAUUGUGGAAGAGAAGGAGCGUCGCGAGCAGGAGCUGCACGAGGCGUACGACCGGGCCUGCACCCCCGAGGAGAAGGCGGCCGUGCUGCAGCGCUACGCCCUGCGCUUCACCAUCAGCGACGCCAUCCUGGAGCGCCUGCAGAUCCCGCAGCCGCCCGAGAAAGGAGCCCCCCAGCUGCCCUCCGCCGCGACGACCGCCACCGCCACCACCACGGCACCCGCCUCCGACACCGCCACCACCCCCACCGACACCGACACCGCCCGCGCCCCAGCCCCAGUAGCCCCACCCCAGCCCCGGUCGCCCCCGGUCGCUAGCCAGCCCAAGCAGCCUCAGCGGCCACCCUCUCCAGCCAAAUUCACCCCCGGCGGCGCCAAGGCUGCCGUCGAAGACGCCCCCAAACCCAAAGUGCCCUCGCAGCAGCAGACGCGGACGAUGAGCCCCCCCUUCCAGCCCCAGGGCCGGACCCUGACCCCAGAGCAGUCGCCCACCCGCGCCCCUCCCGCGCCGUCCAAACCCGUGCCUCUGUUCACGCCCAAGCCUUACAGCCAGCCCAGGCCCAACCAGACCGGACACAAGCCUGUCAAGUCCCUGCAGACUGAUGGGCUGGUGCGCAUCAAUGGAGAGAUGAACGCCGAAGACAAAAAGGAGAUCACCAGGCUGAGCUCUCCGCCGCCUCCGCUGCCUCCUACAGCCCCGGCAGCCAAUCAGAGCACGGCUGGGACCACACAGGGAGGAGCCACCGUCGCGCCCCCCACGUCUCCCCUGACGAGCGCCAAACCCCCCCAGGAGGAGCGUCAGCCCAGCUCCCCGCAGAGGGACACCACCAAGGCGGGGGAGGAGAGGGAGGAGGAGCAGCGAGCGACUCCCACGUCUCCCUCGCCUCUGGAGAGGAGCCAAGGAGGAGAGCAGGCGUCUGCUGACGUCACCCAGUCUCCACUCAGAGUGUCCGAACAGAAGGACCUCGCUGCUGGAGGGAAGCGGAAUUGCGUGAUCAAGACGACCAUCGUGACAGAACUCACACACACACAGGUCAUUGAUGAAUCAGAUGCAACCACUAGAACAUGGAUGAACAGCUCUGCGAGUUCUGCUCAGUCCCCUGAGGACCAGUCCGUUUCCUACUCCGAGUACAGUAGAACUGACUCAGCACAGAGCAGCACCCUGACCUCAUCUUCCACCACAGUGCCAGAUUCCUCACACUCGUCUGGUAGCUCUAGGUUGCGCUGGGAGUUCUUCGCGACGCCAGAGGGCCUUGAGAACCCCAUGGAGUGUAUUGAGACCCCUAUCUUGAAUCUGGCUAAGAGAGUUGACCAUUGGACAUGGGAUCCCAAUGAGGAGCGCAAACGUCAAGAAAGAUGGCAACAAGAGCAGGAGCGCUUGCUGAAGGAGAAGUACCAGCGCGAGCAGGAGAAGCUGAAGCAGGAGUGGGAGCGAGCCCAGCGGGAGGUGGAGGAGGAGGAGAAGAGGCACCAUGAGGAGGAGAGACGUAUCCUCGAGGAGACGAUGACCCCGCUGACCUCUCGUUCAGGCAGCGGAGGGUUGACCAGUCCAGUGUCCUCCCCGCAACGCACCCAGGACAGCAUCGUCCUGUCACUGUCGGAGCUGGACAGGAAACUGACCCAAGACAAGCAGACAGAAAGUGGAGGACACACAAGCACUCACAAUGGAGUGGCACACACACAGAGUCCCACCCUUCACAGCCCAGCUCAGACAGGGCCACCUACACCAGUGCAACAGAAUGGGAAGGUCCCCUCUCCUCUGGACAACAGCGAGUCAGCCACCCCACAGCUGCAGUUCAUACAGGACGGCUCAUGGAGAAGCUCGCCCGCCGACAGGAAGCCACAGAGUGACGAAUGGAAGAAGACUUCCUCCCUGGACCGCAACUUCAGUUCACCACAAAACUACCCUGCCUCGAUGAGAAGGUCAGGGUCCUAUGAGAACGUUUUAGGGUCAUCCACACCAUCUCCAACAUCACCCGACACCCUGCCCCCCUCCCCUAGCAGAUCUGUGAGUGGGAAGAAGCUGUGUUCGAGCUGUGCUCAGCCCCUGGGCAAAGGCGCAGCCAUGAUUAUCGAGACGCUGGGGCUGUACUUUCACAUACAGUGCUUCAAGUGCGGAAUGUGUAAAGGGCUUCUGGGAGACACCAGCACGGGGACAGACGUCAGGAUUCGUAACGGCCUCCUCAACUGUCAAGAGUGCUACAUCAAAUCACGUGCUGCUGGUCAGCCUACCACGCUGUGAGCCGCAGAGGACCUGAAUGCCACCCGUAGACACACCAACACAGAACCGAACAGAACAGAACAGAGGCUCCGACAAUCUCCACUGAAGCAACCUGGAAUGAGUGGAGUACUCUUAACGCGACAUCUGAGAUUAACUGAUAUACCGAUAAGGAGGGUUUAAAACUACCCCCACGUUACACAUUUCUCUCUUUCUUUACAUCAAGUCUACUCAGUUUUCAGAUACUGGAUAACAUCUCUUUAUUUUUGUACUUGUAAAAUAACUUCCCCCUCCUACACUCUGCUUGACCUGCAUAACACAAUAAUAAGUGCACUGUAGGACGUCAAUAAGAUAAAUAGUCAUUUAACCUGAGUUACACAACGCGCUGGAUAUUUCAAUAUAGUAGUAGUUUCUAAAGGCUGUGGGGUCACGUGGUCUGAAAACUAGAUCUCCUCCUGAUUGAAGUUUCUAUACAAAAGGCCUCCUAGGAUCACAUGCUCACUUUGCACCUUGAUAUAUUAGUAUUAUUAGUAUUUUUUUAUCCAAGGCAUAAGCGAGAGUCUGUCGGUCUGAAGCACACCUUACCGUCUUUCAAUAGUAACUUUCUCUCUGUAUACAGAAUCCUGUCGGAAAGUCUAUAGCCUAUCAAUGCUUUUUAAAUAGGAUCAUGUCUGGUGUCCCUGCAGUUUAACAUGUAUGAUGCCUUAAUCAUUCACAACGUUGCUGAGCUGCAGAGCUUGGUGACUGCAAAGUAUUUUCUUGCAUGAAUUAACCUUCUAAUUGAUUUGAUUAGAGUCUACUUUUUUUCUCCGGAACUGGCGUGUUUUUUUUCCUUUAGAUUGUGUACAUGUUCUUUUUUUCUUUUGGUAAUUGAAAUUUAAUUUGCUUAACAUGUAGGAAAUGGAGCUCACAUGACCAACGUAGAAGGCGCUCCAAACAAUGUUAUCAGGCGAGAGUCAUGUAACAUGUACCCAUACUGCGCCAUUGUUGGUUGUGUGCAUGCAAAACCUUCCCAUUUCAUUUUGUUGCAUUGUUUUUGAUUGAACAGUUCUCAAGUAUUCGCGUAUUGCCCGUUGUUACUCACAGGGCCGUAAACCCAAACAGUCAAACUAACUUAUAUUAUUUGAGAAAACUUUAAAAUGUUUACUAACAGUAACUCAAGUAUUUAUAUUUAAGGUGACUUCACUGCACAUAAAACUACGGAGCAUUCUGCAAGCAUAUCUUGCAUUUUCCACAACUGAAUAAUGAACAGUAGCCAAAAAUAGUACAUUGACUCGCCGUCAGUAGGGAAGACGUGGACAUGCAACAUGGUGCGCAAUAAAGCCUGAAACGGUGCAGCAGCCAUGGGUAUGCCAAUCGAUGCUACUUGACUAACUUCUGGAUAAUUCUGUAAAAAAUCAAGUUGGUAUUUUAAGACUUGUUCAGGCGUUCUCCAUCAUGAUUACUCUGGACACGCACCUGCUAGCAUUCACCAACAUUUGACUGCAUCUGUCCACCAGCAUAAUAUGACAAAGUUCGCUAUCGCAAAUUCACACAACCCAUGUCCAUUGUCGCACCAGUAUCAUAGUGAAGCCAAUACUGUCCAACACUACUAUAUUUGAUUAUUUCAACGCUUUACCAAAGGAUCGUGAGAAGAAAUUCCACAGAAUGACUUACACUCUAAACAACUGAGUUAUGUUAACUUAGAUAUUUUGUUUAGGUUGACUGUGAGUGUUACUAGUGGCAUCUACCUAUGGUAGGAAUGAAGCAUACAUGUCAAAGCACAACCUGAAAACACAUUCCCGAAAUGCUGGUAUUUUGGUGCAUCUAGCAAAAACAUAAAAUAUAACUAUUGAAAACACUAAUUGUUACGUUUGAUUAUUUUAAUGUUAUUGCAAAAGAUCGUGAUACUUUAAGUAAUAGGCUACUCAAAACAGUUGAUUUGCUAUUUUAUUUUUUUGCCGGAGAUAAAUAAUAGAGAGUUACCUUCGUUUUCACUGAUUAGGUUGUCUUAAAUCAUUAUUUCGAGUUGGUUUGACUGCUUGGGUUUACUGUGAGGUAAUGUAUACUUUAUGCGAAUGCAUGGUUGAUGCAAAUAAUAUAUCCUUAUUUAAGUUUAGAAAUACAUUUCAUUCAAACAGUUAAUUAGCUUCCCCUUGUGUACCUUAUGCUCUCGCUGUCCGUUCCUUACGGGGUGAUUUUGCAUCAACGUAUGUGCCUUAUGAACGAAGGUUGCACAGUUUCUGAGAGGUUUGAUUCCAUAGAUUCCAUGAAAAUCCCAAAGAUCAUCUCAGUAACGUGUAAUACAACGAGAUGGUGUGGAUGCCUAACUUAAAUCCGAAUGUCAAACACGAUCGCCUAUCAGAGCAAAAAUUCAAACCAAACCAACUGAUGGAGUAAGUCCUUGGAAAUACACUCUUGCUAAGUUCCAACUAAUUAUCUCUGUUAGGGCAUGUGGUUUUCUAGAAGGACAAACGCACAGAGCACAACGCAUUUCUACAAUGUAAGUCUUCUAUGAAACUGUUAUUAUAGAACAUUAGUCUAUUUCACAAAACCUCAUGUCUACAUUUUCCUGCGUUUUAUGUGAAUAUUUUUUGUGAAACUUGAAGCAUAUCCUUUAAGCGACCCUGCACAGAUAUACGUCUUUCUGCAAGGUUUGAAUGAUAAUAGCUAUGUUAGUAGUUUAGUCCCAUUUUUGGUAAUUGACUGUCCUAUCUAACCGCAAUGUAAACCCUCUGUUGCACUUCUGCAAAGCUUUGUCCCAUUCUAAUAGCGUUGCUGUCAUUGCUUUUCCCUUUAUGCAGUAUUGUUUCCGUUUUGCUUUGUUAAGCAUUUAGAUAAGGAACGAUUUAAACUGGAUUAAAAGGCAAUACAGUGGAGGUGGAGUGGUGCAAAAUCGUGUAAUAUGUUUAAGCUCUGUAUUUAUUGUAAUCGAUAAAGAAAAUUUCAAAACUGAGACGAAUUAGAAGGAACUGCUAUGCAAAGGCUUUUAUAGCAAGUGUAUGUUUGUACAAUAAAACAUUGUAAAUGCA